AACAAAAUCGAGCUAGUCUUCCUCGCUUCCUUCUAUUGCUCCCCUUCUUCUUUCUUUGCUACAAGAAGAGGAGCAGAGAAAAGGAUUCUUUUUUUUCUUCUUCUUCUUUUUCUUUGAGGGUAAGGGAGGCAGAAGCCAUCCAAAUCAAAAAAGACUUAUCAUAUUGCAAUUUCAAUCUUUAUAUUGGAAGUUUUGUCGUACCGAAAAUUGUUUAAAAGUGUUAUAAGCAGAGGAGAACAAAUCUUGGUGUCGAAGAUGACGAAGCAGAAUGUGAUGAUGCCGGAGGAGAUGGCCAUCACGGCGGCGACGGCCGCAGGGAAGGUGGCGAACUCGUCCACACACUUGUUGUUCCCGCCGCCGCGUGGGAAUAGCGGCAACGUCAAUUAUGCGAGUUAUAAGAGGCUUCUAAGCCAGCUUGAGCUUAACGGUGGCAGUGGGAGGCUCAAUGCGUGGGUCGACUCGAUGAGGGCGUCAUCUCCCACACAUAUCAAGUCGGAUUCUCCGCUCGCAUCCCCGGUCGUAGCCUCUGAUGAUGAAGAGUAUGAGAAUUGGAAGAAACAACAUCCAUCGGCGUUAGACAUGUUCGACGAGAUCACGGCUGCGUCGAAGGGGAAGCAGAUCGUGAUGUUCCUCGACUACGACGGGACCCUAUCUCCGAUCGUCGAUGACCCUGAUCGUGCGUUUAUGUCUGAUAACAUGAGGUCAGCUGUUAGGGAAGUGGCAAGAAGUUUCCCAACUGCUAUUGUAAGCGGAAGAUGCAGAGACAAGGUGUAUAGCUUUGUACAAUUAAGGGAGUUGUACUACGCCGGUAGCCAUGGCAUGGACAUCAAAGGACCUGCCAAACAGCCCAAACACACGAAAGCUAAGGCAAACGCACUUCUCUUUCAACCGGCAAGUGAGUUCCUGCCCAUGAUAGAUGCGGUUUACGAGGCAUUGGUCGAGAAAACUGAAUCCACUCCGGGGGCCAAGGUGGAGAAUAAUAAGUUCUGUGUAUCAGUCCACUUCCGCUGUGUGGAUGAGAAGAAAUGGAGUGCAUUAGCCGAGCAGGUUAGAUUAGUGCUCAAGGACUACCCCAGACUCCGGCUCACCCAAGGAAGAAAGGUGUUGGAGAUUCGUCCUACUAUCAAAUGGGACAAGGGGAAGGCCCUCGAGUUUCUAUUAGAGUCUCUUGGAUUUGCCGACUGCAACGACGUGUUCCCGAUAUAUAUCGGAGAUGAUCGCACCGAUGAAGAUGCUUUCAAGGUAUUGCGUGAUAGAGGACAGGGCAUAGGCAUUCUUGUUUCCAAAUUUCCAAAGGAGACCAGUGCCUCCUAUUCUCUCCGAGAGCCUGCCGAGGUUAUGGACUUCUUACAUCGCCUGGUGAACUGGAAGCGUCUCUCCCUCAAGGAACGUGAGAAAGUACUGUAAAUAACAUAGGAUGCAACCCAUCAUCCCCAGGAAAAGUCCUGGGUUGGGACUAGAUGGGAAGAGUUGUUUUCUUGCUCGAGGAAAAGUAGUCGUUAUAAAUAGUGCCGUUUCUCUUUUAUUCUAGUUGCCUUUUUCUUUUCUUCUAGUAGGCCUUUUCUCGCCUCCUCCUAUUGGGCCAGCUAGAAAGCAUAUCAAAUUGUCUUCCUGGCCAGUCUUGUAAUGAUAAAUUUUAUGUACAAUGAAAGAAAAAAUAGCAAUUGUUUUUGCCCAUACAA
Messenger RNA from Phoenix dactylifera (date palm), 1682 nucleotides. RefSeq names its product putative trehalose-phosphate phosphatase 6. The record is from RefSeq and is a predicted model, not a curated record. Gene Ontology annotation, molecular function: trehalose-phosphatase activity. Gene Ontology annotation, biological process: trehalose biosynthetic process. Lineage: Eukaryota; Viridiplantae; Streptophyta; Magnoliopsida; Arecales; Arecaceae.